AUGGAGAUUCCCCAGAGGCAGUUGACAAGAGAGGAGAUAAAUAGGUGCUAUUUGCGCUGGCAACAAUUGCGAAAUGAGCAUGGAGAAAAUGCAUCAAACAUACCGGAGUUUGUUUAUUUCACCAAGGUUCUAAGGUUGGCUGCCAAGCAGCAGCAGCAGCAGCAGCAGCAACAGCAGCAGCAGCAGCCACAACAACAACAACAACAACAACAACAACAACAACAACAACAACAACAACAACAACAGCAACAGCAACAGCAACAGCAAAUACAACAACAGCAACAGCAAAUGCUACAACAGCAACGACAACAGCUACAACAACAACAUCAACAUCAACAUCAACAACAACAACAACAACAACAACAACAGCAACAAGAAAUAAAAAAGCAGUCACCUCAGCUGCCGCAUGCACCACUUGACUCUAACCAGCAAGUGCAGGGAGUUUCCGGACCACAAAAUGGUCCAGCAGCUCAGGCUUCACCAGCUCAAUGGACAGCACACACCCAGCAAUCACAGCCGCAGCCGCAGCAGCAACAGCAGCAAAUCUACUCGCCAUAUUCUAAUGGGUCGCUGCCCGCAACCGACAACGGCAAAGGGCAGACCUCAAUCGGUGGAUCUCCCGCUCUCCAGCAACGGCCCGCGAGUACAGCUCCUACAAACACUCCCAACAACUCUGCUACACCGGGACAGACGCUUUUCACGCCAGAACAAUCUGAACUGCUGAAGGCUCAGAUCACAUCUUUACGGUACCUGCUGAGCCGACAACCUGUUCCAAACGAGGUUCAAGAAGUAGUUCAACAGUCGCUCAAUAAUCCUCCCAAUUUCAAGCAGAUGCUGCUUGCGCUUAGUGAGACGGUCAAGAAACGGCAAUCGGCUCAGCAGUAUGCUUCGAAGACGCCAGAAUCUAAUAGCCUUCCGAACGCUGUAACCCAACAAUCAUUUCCAGAUGGGGUCCCACAGCAGCCACAGCAGAAUGCUUCGUCUCCCAUGUCUCAACAAUAUCAAGCCAAAGUUCCAGCACCAACCCCUACUUCGGCUCAUCAACCAAUUCGUCAGCAGCAGAUGCGGCCGCAUGGUCCGGAUGAUCGCAAUUCUGCGGCGCCCACUCCCGCUAGUGCAUCAAGAGAGUAUGCAUCUUAUAACGGCGAUAUAAGUGCCCCACCCGCUAAAGCUGAAGAAGAUAUUACAAGCAUCAACAGCCGUAAACCUGUUCUUGAGAGCACUGAACAGAACUCUUUGAAGCCGGAACAAGAGAAUUACGGCGAACAAUCGAAGAUAAAAAUUCCUAUCCCACUGGAGGAGUAUCGCAGGCUAAAUCCUGAUAUUGGAAAAAUUGUCAAUAUCAAUGCCUCUGACAUCGUGGAUUGUUACUCGCUCCCCGCACCCAUCGAUGAACCCAUCAAUUACCAACAGCUUUAUCCCAACAAAACACAUCCAUUACUAACCAUAAAGCCUGGAACGCUGCCGCCUGGUGUUGAUGUUCAUUGCGCAAUGGAGGUAUAUCAGACACUAAUUGCAUUGGAUAUUGACACCGCAGUAGACUCCUGUCUUUCGGACAUGUUGGAUGACUCCAAGCCACAAAUCGCCAAAAGCUCGGCGAGGAACGACUAUUAUGCGCUUCAGCUUUUACCGCUCCAAAAGGCUGUAAGAGGUCAUGUCUUGCAAUUUGAGUGGUAUCAAAAGGCACUGUUGACUAACACGCAUCCCAACUUCCUUUCGAAAAUAAGAAGAGUGAAUAUACAAGAUGCCUUAUUGACUGAUGAGCUAUACAAACGACAUGAAAUUUUACAAAGUGAGCGCCGCAAGCAUGAGCAUUUCACAAGGCUGAAAAGCAUCGCGGACAGUUCGAUGGCAUGUUAUACUAAUAGACUGAGCCGGCGAACCCAAAGAGUCAAGUACGGGCACCGUUUAGUGUCGCUACACGCGAACAUCGAAAAAGAGGAGCAGAAACGUGUUGAAAGAAAUGCCAAGCAGCGUUUGCAGGCACUGAAGGCAAACGAUGAAGAAGCGUACAUUAAGCUACUUGACCAGACCAAAGAUACUAGAAUCACACACUUACUCAAGCAAACUAACGCCUUCUUGGACUCCUUGACUAAAGCUGUGAAAGAUCAGCAACAGUACACGAAAGAUAAAAUUGAUUCUCAUAUAAAAGUCGUGGAAGAAGUUGUUGAUGAAGAAGGAUCCAUUCCUUCUGCAUCCUUACCUGAUGUUCAGGAUGAAGAAGAGAGACAGAAUAUCGAUUAUUACAACGUGGCUCACCGGAUCAAGGAAGAGGUUAAAGUUCAGCCUUCCAUUCUUGUAGGAGGGACAUUGAAAGAGUACCAAUUGAAAGGGUUGCAAUGGAUGGUAUCGCUGUACAAUAAUCAUUUAAACGGUAUUUUAGCGGAUGAAAUGGGUCUGGGUAAAACCAUUCAAACCAUUUCUCUCUUAACUUACCUCUACGAGGUCAAAAAUGUUCGCGGUCCAUCUUUGGUCAUCGUGCCUCUUUCAACUCUUACAAAUUGGGAUUCUGAGUUUGACAAAUGGGCGCCGGUGAUAAGAAAAGUUGCAUAUAAGGGCAGUCCCAAUGAAAGAAAAUCGAAGCAGGGAAUUAUUCGCUCAGGUCAAUUUGACGUUGUGCUAACUACCUUUGAAUACAUCAUUAAGGAAAGGAGUUUACUGUCAAAAAUCAAGUGGGUGCACAUGAUUAUCGAUGAAGGUCAUCGCAUGAAAAAUGCGCAGUCUAAACUAUCUCUGACCUUGAAUAAUUACUAUCACACAGAUUAUCGACUAAUUCUGACCGGUACCCCAUUGCAAAACAAUUUGCCAGAACUUUGGGCUUUAUUGAACUUCGUGCUACCUAAAAUUUUCAACUCUGUAAAGUCUUUCGAUGAAUGGUUCAAUACGCCCUUCGCUAAUACGGGUGGUCAAGACAAGAUCGCCUUGAGUGAAGAAGAGACUCUUUUGGUAAUCAGAAGAUUACACAAGGUCCUGAGACCAUUUUUGCUACGGCGUUUGAAGAAAGAUGUCGAGAAGGAGCUUCCCGACAAGGUUGAGAAGGUACUCAAAUGCAAGAUGAGUGGAUUGCAACAGAAGCUAUACGAAUUGAUGCUCAAACAUCGUCGUUUGUUUGUGGGCGAUAUAACGGCUAACAACAAAAUGGUUGGUAUGCGCGGGUUCAAUAAUCAGAUUAUGCAACUAAAAAAGAUCUGCAACCAUCCUUUUGUAUUUGAAGAGGUAGAAGACCAAAUCAAUCCCACACGGGAAACUAAUGCCAACAUUUGGCGUGUGGCUGGGAAAUUCGAGCUGCUUGAGAGAAUUUUGCCGAAAUUCAAAGCGACAGAUCACCGGAUCUUGAUUUUUUUCCAGAUGACCCAGAUUAUGGAUAUCAUGGAAGAUUUCCUCAGAUUGUUAGGUUUGAAAUACUUACGUCUGGAUGGUCACACGAAAUCUGACGAUCGUAGCAUGCUUUUGCGACUCUUUAAUGAGCCCAAUUCCGAGUAUUUCUGUUUCUUACUCUCCACUAGAGCUGGUGGCCUUGGGUUAAAUUUGCAAACUGCGGAUACGGUUAUUAUCUUCGACACAGAUUGGAAUCCACAUCAAGAUUUACAAGCUCAAGACAGAGCACAUAGAAUUGGGCAGAAAAACGAGGUAAGAAUCUUGAGACUGAUUACGGAAAAUUCCGUAGAAGAGGUAAUUCUAGAUCGAGCUCACAAAAAACUUGACAUUGAUGGGAAAGUUAUUCAAGCUGGUAAAUUUGACAACAAAUCCACUGCUGAAGAACAAGAAGCGUUAUUGCGGUCUUUGUUAGAAGCAGAGGAAAGUCAGAAGAAGAAAAGGGAGCUGGGGCUGGAAGAAGAUGAACAGAUUGAUGAUAAUGAGUUGAAUGAAAUUUUGGCCCGAAAUGAAGAAGAGCUCAAAAUUUUUGCAGACAUUGAUGAAGAACGUAGUCGCAAGCACUUGGAAAAUGGUAUCACUACAACUUUAAUGGAAACUUCUGAGUUACCUAAUAUUUACCACCAAGACAUUGAAGCAGAAUUGAAUAAAGAAGAUGACGAAGAUCUGGCAGCAGGUGGUAGAGGAUCGCGGGAAAGAAAAAGCGCGCUGUAUGAGGAUGAAAUUAGCGAAGAGCAAUGGCUCAAACAAUUUGAAGUAAGCGACCACGAAGGUGACGAUGAGUUGUUUGAAAACAGAAAACGUAGCGCCAGCGAAGUGUCGGAUCGGAAUAAAAAAGCCAAAGUGGAAACCGAAGAACCUGAAGAAAUAGAUGACGGCAACGCUGCAGGAGCUGCAGAAAUUGAUAGUCCUCGGGCUUCAUCUCCUAGAGUUGGACAAAAGUCCAUUAAAAUCAAUGACGUGGGCAAACCCAAGCCGCGUCCUCGUGGUCGGCCAGUACGAACGGACAAAAAGGCAGGUCGGGUUUUCAUUCGUGAUAAAUCACUUCUAAUUCAACCUUUGGAGGAAAGGGUGCGUGUUGCACAGCAGGCUCGAGAGCUUUUCGAUUACGCCAUCAAAUAUGAAGAUGAAGACGAAAGGCGAUUGGCAGACAUUUUUCUGGUGAAACCUUCCAAGAAACUGUAUCCAGACUACUAUAAAUUGAUAAGGUUUCCAGUUGCAUUCGAGAAUGUAAUGACUCACAUUGAAGCCAAGUCUUACGAUACGCUUAAAAAUGCGCUAGAGGAUUUCCAUUUAAUUUUCGCCAAUGCUAGAAUCUACAACACCGAGGAAUCGUUAAUAUAUCACGAUUCCAUAGAGUUGGAAAGUGUCAUUACUGAAAAGUACAAGGAAAUGACCGGACACACCGGUGAAGUUGACUUUACCGAGUUUGACGAUAAUUUUGCAACUGAGCCACUACAAACCCAAACAUAA
Molecule: messenger RNA, 4848 nt
Organism: Lachancea meyersii CBS 8951
Lineage: Eukaryota; Fungi; Ascomycota; Saccharomycetes; Saccharomycetales; Saccharomycetaceae
Source: the annotation of a GenBank genome assembly